AUGAUGGAAUCUAAGAACUUAGAGAUGUUAGAAGCUUUUGGCGGUGUGAAAGGAAUUCUGAGGGGGUUGGGUACUGACGCGAGGCGAGGUUUAACCUAUUCUCCUGGAGCAUUUGAGGAGCGCCGACGGGUUUAUGGCCAGAAUGUUCUUCCAAGCCGUAAGAGCAAGUCGAUUUGGCGGCUUAUGUGGAUUGCGCUCAACCAAAAGGUGCUUGCGUUGUUAUCUGUCGCGGCAAUAGUCGCCUUUGCCCUCGGCAUAUUCCAAGACUUUGGUGCUCCUCGCGAAACAUACACUUGCGGGCAAGGCCAGACGUGCGAGAUGCCUCCGGUCGACUGGGUUAAAGGUGUCGCCAUCAUGAUAGCAGUGGCAGUCGUCGUCGUUUUCAGCUCCUUCAACGAUUGGCAGAAGGAAAGGCAAUUUAAGGAACUCAACGAGAAGAAGGAAGAUCGGACUAUUAAAGUCAUCAGAGACGGUAAUGAAGCAGUGGUAAACGUUAAGGAUUUGGUUGUCGGCGAUGUUGCGAUUAUUGACCCUGGCGAGGUCAUCCCUUGUGACGGUCUUUUCCUUUCCGGAUACAACGUCAGAUGCGAUGAGUCUAGUAUUACUGGUGAAAGCGACGCCAUCAAAAAGGGGCCUUACGAAGCUUGUCUUUCGGUCAAAGGACGUGAUCAGUUCCGCGCGCAUACCGAUUGCUUUGUUAUUAGCGGAAGCAAGGUUCUUGAAGGUGUCGGAAGCUAUGUGAUUGUUGCUGUUGGCGAAAUGAGCUGCAAUGGCCGGAUUAUGAUGGCCUUGCGACAAGACACGGAGGACACACCACUACAAGAGAAGCUCAAAAUUUUCGCUAACUGGAUCGUCGUAAUAGCAUCUAUUUCUGCUCUGCUACUUUUUACCAUUCUGCUCAUCCGUUUUCUCGUGCAAGUUGGUAGAGGACAGCCGUCCCGGACAGCCAAGGAGAAUGGUCUCACAUUUGUCGAUAUCUUGGUUUAUUCGGUCUCGCUUUUCGUCGUUGCGAUCCCGGAAGGUCUACCACUUGCGGUGACACUUUCACUGGCACUUGCAACGAAGCGAAUGACAUCGGAAAAACUUCUCGUUCGCGUUCUUGCCGGCUGUGAAACGAUGGCCAAUGCGAGCAUUAUAUGUACCGACAAGACCGGCACUCUCACCCAAAACUCGAUGACUGUUGUCGCCGGAGUCAUAGGGGUCCGGGCAAAGUUCGCGCAGGGCUUCUUUACGACAUUAGCGCUUGAGAAUGUCACUAACGAACGGGCCACCGAGGCGGUUGCAGAGCAAGACGGCUGCGCCCAAUAUGAAGUUGAUAACUUACUCCUUGAUCGUAGUGAACUCAAGACGAAGCUUAGCCCUGCGCUAAAGUGCUGUCUCAAUGCUGCAAUUUGCGUCAACUCGACCGCAUUUGAGGACUUGGAUCGUGAGUCGGGAGAGCGCGUAUUUGUUGGCAGCAAAACAGAAACUGCACUGUUGCAAUUCGCCAAGGACCUCGAUUUUCCCGACUACCAAAAAACUCGGGAGAAUGCGAAGGUUGUGCAUAUGAUACCAUUUAGCUCUCAGCGGAAGGCUAUGGGUACAGUUGUCCAACUUCACGAUGGCCGUUGGCGCCUCUACGUCAAGGGGGCGAGCGAAAUACUGACGAAGAGAUGCGUGAGAUACGUUAUCGUUAUCCCUACUGAAGAAGACGUAGAAGGCCGCGACGAUGAAUUUAUUGAGACGAACGAGAUGAAUGCCGAUGCAAGGGAGAAUAUCUCAUGGACUAUCACUGCAUUUGCAAAUAAGGCUCUUCGGACGAUUGCACUCUGCUAUCGUGAUUUCGACUCCUGGCCACCUAGCUGUGCCGGUGUUGCUAGUGCCGACGAGGUUCCUUACGAAGCGUUGGCGGCUGAUAUGACUCUCAUCGGUAUUACCGGUAUUGAAGAUCCAUUGCGGGAGGGUGUCACAGAUGCCGUUGCUCAGUGUACCAAGGCAGGGGUUCAAGUCAAGAUGUGCACUGGCGACAACGCUCUGACGGCACGAUCUAUUGCAUCGCAAAGCGGUAUUCUUACUCGCGACGGCACCGUCAUGGAGGGUCCAGUAUUUCGUGAGUUGGACAAUCGUGAGCUGCUCGAAGUAGUGCCACACCUUCAGGUACUCGCUCGAGCAUCACCAGAAGAUAAAAGAAUUUUAGUCGAGAAGUUGAAGGAGCUUGGUGAGAUAGUUGCCGUCACAGGCGACGGGACGAACGACGGACCCGCCCUCAAGAGUGCGCACAUAGGGUUCUCAAUGGGACUCACAGGCACUGAGGUAGCGAAGGAAGCUUCGGACAUCAUCAUUAUGGACGACAACUUCACGAACAUUGUCAAGGCGAUCAUGUGGGGUCGUUGCGUAAACGAUGCGCUACGCAAGUUCUUGCAGUUCCAGAUUGGUGCAAAUGUCACAGCUGUGCUCGUAACAUUCGUCAGCGCUGUCGCAAAAACUCAGGAAUCUGCCGCUUUGACUGCCGUUCAGUUGCUUUGGGUCAAUCUCAUCGUCAAUUCCUUUGCCGCUCUAGCCCUCGCGACGGAUCCCGCAACCCCUGCCUUACUCGAUCGCAAACCGGACCGACUUAAUGCACCUCUUUUCACGGUUGACAUGUACAAACAGAUAUUUGGGCAGUCACUCUAUCAAACGACCGUCAUCCUUGUAUUCUUCUUUGCAGGCAACCAUAUUUUUGGUUUCUCGCCCGAUCCGAACAACGAGGCCGUGCAGAUCGAAAACGACGCCAAAUUGAGUACUCUUGUCUUCAACGCGUUUGUCUUCGCGCAGAUUUUCAAUUCCAUCAAUUGUCGCCGCAUUGGGAACCACAAGAAUAUUUUUGAUGGUAUUCACCGAAAUUGGUACUUCAUUAGUAUUGUCCUUCUCGAAAUAGGACUUCACGUUGUCAUUGUGUUCGUUGGAGGUCGUGCAUUCUCUGUAACCAGAAUUAGCGGAAUGUUCUGGGGCAUUUCCCUCGCGCUCGGAUUCAUGUCCAUCCCCAUCGGCUUCCUCCUUCGCUGCAUUCCCAAUCAACCGAUCGAGCGAUUCUUCUACAAGAUCCACCUCAUGCAUGAUGCGUCGAUUCUACCAACUGAACGGCCCGAUACAGUGACUAAGGAUAUCGGAAAGCAAUCUAGCGCCUUGACAAAUGCCUUUGAUCGGAUUCGCAAAUGGCCCAGCCACGCACGUAACUCUGUCGUCUUUAGCCGCUCAUCAACUCUUGUUGGGACGGCCGUUACUUCGCCAGUCGGCCAUGAGAUGGUCGUCAAUCCAGGAGUAAGAACAUCAUUGGGCUCUCCCAGCUCUCCUCAAGAGCGAUGCAAGUCCGUCCAAUUUGAAGAGAAGCCAGGUUUACACCCAACAAAUAGCCGGCAAUUCGACUGUUGA
This is a messenger RNA of Fomitiporia mediterranea MF3/22, 3390 nucleotides long. RefSeq names its product Ca-transporting ATPase. Gene Ontology annotation, molecular function: P-type calcium transporter activity; ATP hydrolysis activity; ATP binding. Gene Ontology annotation, biological process: intracellular calcium ion homeostasis. Gene Ontology annotation, cellular component: membrane; intracellular membrane-bounded organelle. The transcript has 5 exons. NCBI's taxonomy places the organism in Eukaryota, Fungi, Basidiomycota, Agaricomycetes, Hymenochaetales, Hymenochaetaceae. The coding region runs from base 1 to 3390 and encodes 1129 amino acids. The record is from RefSeq and is a predicted model, not a curated record.